Nelumbo nucifera (sacred lotus) is the source of this 990-nucleotide messenger RNA. It is a transcript of the gene PNSL1, whose product is annotated as PsbP-like protein 2. Gene Ontology annotation, cellular component: extrinsic component of membrane; photosystem II oxygen evolving complex; photosystem II. NCBI's taxonomy places the organism in Eukaryota, Viridiplantae, Streptophyta, Magnoliopsida, Proteales, Nelumbonaceae. The record is from RefSeq and is a predicted model, not a curated record. Gene Ontology annotation, biological process: photosynthesis. Gene Ontology annotation, molecular function: calcium ion binding.
GCGAAAAAGAAAAGCUAAUAAAAAGGGGGGAAAAGCUCACUGCCGGCAGAGAGUAUCUGCAUUCUCCACUGGUCAGAAUUUUAGUAGUUAGAAUCAGGCGUUGCUUCUUACGGGGCAGAAAUGGCAGUUUCAUCGCUCCCGCUGAGCUGGGCUUCUACCCUCCAUAACCAGUUAACAGUGCCGAAUUCGACCGCUGUACCUCGCUCCACUGCGUUUUCUCAACCCAAUAUUAUUGCAUACUCAAGAGACACGACCUUUAAUGAAGAAAGCUGUUUGAAGAAGAGGUCGAUAUUGCUGGGAUUAGGGGCAUUGGCAACAAGUUUAAUCCCUGCAAAUUUUGUUUUUGCGGAUGAAGUUCCGGAAAACUACCAAUCUUUUAUUGAUCUUUCAGAUGGUUAUUCUUAUUAUUACCCUUCAGAUUGGAGAGACUUUGAUUUUAGAGGGCAUGAUUCAGCAUUUAAGGAUCGUUAUCUGCAACUGCAAAAUGUAAGACUGAGUUUUAUACCAACUGAUAAAAGGGAUAUCCAUGAUUUGGGUCCGAUGGAGGAGGUUAUUUCCAAUUUGGUGAGACAUGUUUAUGCUGCACCAUCUCAAAGGGCUACUAUUUUUGACAUGAAAGAGCGGACUGUUGAUGGGAAAAACUAUUAUACCUUUGAGUACGAACUUACUUCUCCAAAUUUUUCUCGUACUGCCUUUGCAACCAUAGCUAUUGGCAAUGGGAGAUACUACACACUAAUUGUUGGAGCAAAUGAAAGGCGAUGGAGAAGAGUGCGUGAGAAACUUAAAGUAGUUGCUGACUCUUUUAGGGUUCUUGACAUUUGAAGUUGUACUUUGCUUGAGUCGAUUCGCAUUUUCUGUUCUUUGUUCAAGCCAGUUGUUAGUCGUUGUAAUUACUUUUUGUGAUUAUGAGAGAUCAUAGAAAACUAGUAUAUGCGUUAAUAAUAAUUUUUGUUGCUGGUUUGUUAUUUUUUACCAGUUCAUAUUGUAUCA